Molecule: messenger RNA, 8139 nt
Organism: Meleagris gallopavo (turkey)
Lineage: Eukaryota; Metazoa; Chordata; Aves; Galliformes; Phasianidae
Gene: POLQ
Product: DNA polymerase theta
Biological process (GO): double-strand break repair via alternative nonhomologous end joining; DNA-templated DNA replication
Molecular function (GO): DNA binding; DNA-directed DNA polymerase activity; ATP binding
Source: RefSeq, a predicted model, not a curated record
UGCCGCGCCGUGCUCAGCCCCCCGCCCGGCCUCGAGGUCUCCCUACGCUGCAGCGGGAGUCCCGGAGGCGGCUCGGCAGGGCAAUAUCAGCAGGUAAAUGUCCCUGAAGAUCAAGCAGAUAAGUUGCUCCUUGCAAGCUGGGGUCUUCCUAAGGCAGUCUUGGAGAAAUAUCAUAAUCUGGGAGUAGUACAGAUGUUUGAAUGGCAAGCAGAGUGCCUAAUGCUCGGACAAGUUCUGGAAGGGAAGAACCUGGUUUACUCAGCUCCUACCAGUGCUGGAAAGACUCUUGUUGCAGAAUUGCUCAUUUUGAAGCGAGUCUUAGAGACUCGUAAGAAAGCUCUUUUCAUCCUUCCCUUUGUCUCUGUGGCUAAAGAGAAGAAAUGUUAUCUGCAGGCCCUAUUUCAGGAGGUGGAUGUGAGAGUUGAAGGCUACAUGGGAAGCAUCUCUCCUGCUGGACGUUUCUCCUCGCUGGAUGUUGCUGUCUGCACCAUUGAGAAAGCCAAUGGUCUAAUCAAUAGGCUAAUAGAAGAAAACCAAAUGGACUCAUUGGGAGUGGUGGUUGUGGAUGAGUUGCAUAUGCUUGGAGACUCUCAUCGAGGAUAUCUGUUGGAACUCCUUCUGACCAAAGUUCGAUACAUUACAGAGAAAGCUGCAAAAAGAAAGGCAAAGAUGACAAGUCCUGGUUUUGGAGGAAUACAGGUAGUAGGCAUGAGUGCUACCCUCCCUAACUUGGGACUCCUAGCCUCAUGGUUAGAUGCGGAAUUGUACUGUACAGAUUUUCGCCCUGUGCCCCUCAAGGAAUGGGUGAAAAUUGGCAACAACAUUUAUGACUCUUCCAUGAAUUUGGUGCGAGAAUUCCAGCCCAAACUUCAACUGAAGGGAGAUGAAGACCAUGUUGUGAGCCUGUGCUACGAGACUGUUUGUGAUGGCCACUCAGUCCUUCUAUUCUGUCCAUCUAAGAAUUGGUGUGAGAAGCUGGCAGACAUCAUUGCCAGGGAAUUCUACAGUUUACAACAGGCGGAAAGUUCUGCAAAAAACUCAUCCCUUUCCCCAGUUGUUGUGGACAGAGAAGGUAUAGAUGAGGUCCUGGAUCAGCUAAAGCGCUCUCUCUCAGGUCUGGACUCCGUGCUCCAGCGUACCUUACCGUGGGGAGUGGCAUUUCAUCAUGCAGGUCUUACAUUUGAUGAACGGGACGUCAUUGAAGGAGCCUUUCGCCGGGGCGUGAUUCGAGUUCUAGCAGCAACAUCCACACUGUCCUCUGGAGUGAAUUUGCCUGCACGCAGAGUAAUUAUACGAACUCCUAUGUUUGGUGGCACACUUCUGGAUGUUCUCACUUAUAAACAGAUGGCUGGAAGGGCUGGCAGGAAAGGAGUAGACACAGAGGGUGAGAGCAUUUUGGUUUGCAAGCCAUCAGAAAGAUCAAAAGGAGCUGCUCUACUUCAGGGAUCUCUCAAGCCUGUUUGCAGUUGUUUGCUUAGAAGAGAAGGGGAAGGUGUUGCUUCUAGCAUGAAAAGAGCAAUACUUGAGAUCAUUGUGAGUGGAGUUGCCAGCACUCCAGAUGAUGUGCAGACCUAUGCCUCUUGCACUCUUCUUGCAUCCAGCUUGAAAGAGAACAAGCGAGAAAAUGAGAAAGAACAAGACAAAGUGCAGAAAGGACCUAUUGAGGCUUGUAUAGCAUGGCUGCUGGAGAAUGAAUUCAUUCAGAUUCUGGAAUGUGCAAAUGAUAAGAAAGCAAAGAUUUUUCACCCAACACAUCUUGGCUCUGCUACUCUUUCAUCUUCUCUUUCACCAACGGAAGCAAUGGAAAUUUUUUCCGACCUACAGCGAGCUAUGAAAAGCUUUGUCUUGGAGAAUGAUCUGCAUAUUGUCUAUCUGGUCACCCCACUGUACGAGGAUUGGACCACAAUUGAUUGGUACCAGUUUUUCUGCUUAUGGGAGAAGCUGCCUGCCUCAAUGAAGCGUGUGGCUGAGCUGGUGGGGAUUGAAGAAGGCUUUCUGGCUCGCUCUGUAAAAGGCAAAAUUACAGCUAAAACAGAAAAACAGUACAGACAAAUGGCCAUCCACAAAAGAUUUUUCACCAGUCUUGCCCUCCUGGAUUUGAUCAGUGAAGUUCCCUUAAAAGAUAUGACCAAGAAAUAUGGUUGUAGUCGUGGCCAACUUCAGUCCUUACAGCAGUCUGCUGCCACAUAUGCAGGCAUGGUAACAGUUUUCUGUAAUCGAUUGGGUUGGCACAACAUGGAGCUGUUGCUCUCCCAGUUCCAGAGCCGCCUCACUUUUGGGGUUCACAGGGAGCUUUGUGACCUGGUACGAGUCUCUCUGCUGAAUGCACAGCGUGCAAGGAUGCUUUACAACGCUGGCUUUGUCACAGUUGCUGAUCUUGCUAAAGCCAGUCCUGGUGAUGUGGCAACUGCUCUGCAGAAUUCAGUACCAUUCAAAAGUGGUCGCAGGGCUGUGGAUGAAGAUGAAGAAUCGGUAGAGGAGCGUCGGACUGUGCGCAGCAUCUGGAUGGCUGGAAUGAAGGGCUUAACAGAAAGUGAAGCAGCUUCCCUCAUUGUGGAGGAAGCCAGGGAACUUCUUCAGCAGGACUUGGCAGCGAUGGGAGUGCAGUGGAACCCAGAGUCUUUUCUUGAGGCAUCAUCUAUGAUCAGCAGUGAGUCAGAGAUGGAAGACAGACUACAUAAGCCAGUUGGAGAGCUAUCUUCUGAAUCUUCUGUGAUGUUAAACAAAAAAGAGUGUGGAGUUCAGAAUCACAAAGGCCUUGGCUCUCAGGCUGGAAACAUAUCAGAUAUUAAAAAGGGAUAUAAAAGGCGGCUAAGCAGUAGUACAGCAUGCUCUAGAUUUGAGAGUGAAGUCACAUACAGGAAACAGGCUCAAGCAGAUGAAAGAAAUGGUGAUACUGCGCACAGUGCUAGAAAACGGCCCAAUAUGAGCAGAGACAAUGAAAACGUGGAAGGAAUUGUUAGGGUAAAAAAUAAGGCAGAUUCCGAAAGUGUAAGUCCAGAACUCCAUACUGAGCAAAGAAAGACACCAGCAUUAGCAAAAAUGUCUUCAGCCUCUAGAUUGUUAAGAAGUGAGGACACACAUUUAAACCGGACUAGGAACAAAAACACUUCUUCAAAACUGCAGAAGUCACUGCUUGAAGAUUCAAGUACAGUUAUCAUGAACAUUAAAAAAUCUUCUGCUUUCCUCUCCAGCAUUUCUAAAGAUAACUUAUUUUCAGACCAAAACAAUAAGGAAUGUCCAGAAAAAGUGUCUGUAACUCAAAAGGUUUCAAAUUCUGUACAAGGAAAUGAGGGAAAAAAUGUAGGGAGAAAAGAUAAAUUGGAUAGUUUAUUUUCAGAACUUUCUAACUCCAAUGAAGGCAUGCCUAUGGAGAGAGCAGGUUUUCAGGCAACUGUUACAUUACAGAGUAUUCCACACAUCAACAAGGAGACAUAUGAUACUGUAGAAAGUAAAGUAAUACCUUCUAGGGCUAGAAUACAGAGAAAUAAAACUACUGCUAAUAAGUACAAUAAGAUCAAUAAAAUGCAAACAGAUGUGAGCUCUGCUGAGUUGAAGGUUGAUAAGCAGCAUACUGCUUUAGAUGCGGGUUAUUGUAAUGUAAACACUAACAGCUCUGGAAAUGUGUGUGUCCAUGAUGACAAUAGGAAACAGAAGUCUGCGUACUUAUGUCCCGGUGGUGAUAAAUUCCACUAUGCUCAGAUCCAGAAUGGUGGUAUAAAUGGGAACAAAAUACCCACUGGAAAAUUGUUACAAGCUGGAGCACUACAAAAAGGCUACGGUCAUCCUAAGGAUUUUAUGAAAGACUCUCUAGUAAAAUCCAGAGCUAUUUGUGAUGCAGAUGAUGUUCAGAAUUGUCCAUCCUCUGGUUUGAUUUGUGUCUCUACGGACUUUGAAGAUAGCUUCCAGUUGGAUACUCAGACCGAGAGGAUAAUAAAACAGGAGGCAGCAGCCGAAAUCACGCGACAGCAGGGAAUACAGGAUUCAGAACUGGCAGUAGUACCUCAGCAGGAAAUCUUCAUGAAACUAAGCACUUUGCAAUCUGGGAAUGCUACUGGGGAAAGGCUAGAUGCAACAGUAAGGACACUAGGCUUAUCAAGUAUUAUCACAACAAAUAAUGUUAUAAAAAACACAGAUCAGCACUGCAGUAACAAAAUUUUGGAGUCUGAAGACUUUAAUGUACAGCCUGUAGCAAAAGAAAUAGAAUUUGCACCUAUCCUUAAAGGAAGUGACUACUCAGUGACUGAUUCUCAGCUAAACAGUUUUCUACAGUAUUAUCAGACCCAAAAUUCAAUGAAAGGGGAGAGUGCUUCUAAAGGUCCCAAUAAUUCAACCUGCUCUCUUGAUAGGGAGUACUUUGUAGAAGAAGAAUACCAUCCUGUCAUGGAAACAAGCCUGAAUAUGAGUGAUGGCUUGUUGUUUGAUGAUAGCUUCAGUAAUGUCAUUGAUCUCUCAGCUGUGAACAACAUGGAAGCUGACAGAAAGGAACCUGAGGGAAGGCAGGGAGCUUCGCUUCCUGCAGGUGGUCUUUUGCAGAACCUAAGGCCUGUUCAGAAUAAAUCUGAUGCCAGUGACAAUCGGAGGGAGCAUGAGGAUCCAACACAGAAUAAUGAUGCAUCUCUAGUAUUCUCUGAUCUCAUAGCUGAAGUUUUAGAUCAUGCAAACUCCCCAACAUUUUUGGAAGAUUUUCCUUGUACAUCUCAUGGUCAGUCUAAAUUAAGAAACAUGGUGAUUUGUGAAAAUGAUUCCAAUCCAAAGGAUUUAGAAGUGGAUCAUGGUAAAAAGCUCCAGUGUGGCCAGCAAAUAUUAGAUAAGAAAACCCAUCCAUUAGUGUGGACUGACCACUCGUUUGAACUGAGUCCAGGACUUCAGGAUGUAUUAGACAAAUGGCCUACUCCUUCAGGCACUGAACUUGUUCAAGUAAAUGUAAGAAGCUCCUGUCUGAAAGGAAAUUUAGUUGCUUCAAUUGCUAAUCAAAAGCCAGAUGCAAUUUUUGAAUUUGAACGUCAUCAGCUAGAGCCUUUGCCUAAUUGUCAGGAUUUAAAAGACUAUUGCAAAGUUAAAGAAAACAAAACAAAAGACUUGGAUAUUCAGAAAUCAGACUGUGUAACGCUUAUCCUCAGGGGAAGCAACAGGACAUCCUAUCCUCCACCAGAUAACUGUAAUGGAUUUAUUCCUCCAACACCCCCCAAAGAACUUUUUCCAAAAAGUUCUGUAUCUUUCUCUGUGAAAUCUGCAAGGAAGAGACAGGUUUCCAGCAUGAAUGAAGAGCAACUGGUUCUGCCACAGCACAAUUGCAAGAGUGACGCAGAGCAGCAGGCAGUUGAGAGGGUAGCUUCAACUGAGGCUGAUGAGAUAAAAGAUGAUUCCACCACUAUAGACAAAGACUUUUCACUGCAGCUGUCUCAGGAUGUUUUUCCACUCACUCCCUCAAGUGAAGGGUUCACUAUUGUUGAUGUAGCAGGUGACAAAACACUUUUCCAGACUUUUCUUGCAGAAUGGAAGGAGAAAAGCAGAUUCUCCAUCUCAGUGGCAUGUGAAAGAAGAAAAGGUCUCUUGUCAACCAAAUCAACAAUUGGUGGCAGAUUCAAACAAGGAAAUUCUCCCCAGUGGAUGCAGGUCAAAGAUGAUGGAUUUCCUGUCCAACACUGUGAAGAUAUCUUGGUAGUUGGACUGGCAGUCUGUUGGGGUGGAAAAGAUGCCUACUAUAUAUCUUUGCAGCAGAUGCAAGACCAGACUGAAAUCAGUCCGAGUUUGGCACCACCACCUUUGGACAAAAACCUAUCUGUAACAGAGAGACUACAUCAUCUGCAGCUGUACCUGCAGGAGAAGCACGAGCGCUCAAUUGUCAUGUAUAACUUCAUUCAGCACUACAAAACCCUGCUGCUGGCUUGUGGCAUCUCCUUGGAAGGAAGUUUUGAGGACCCAAAGGUUGCUUGUUGGCUGCUUGAUUCUGGCUCCAGGGAACGUACCCUUCACAACAUGGUAACUAACUUUCUACCCAGUGAGCUACCUCUGCUGGAAGGGAUAAGCACUGGCCAGGGGGUGCAGAGCCUGGGGCUUAGCUCCAGUGAAGAUCAUUCUGGGCGGUACAGAGCAGCAAUAGAGUCUGUGCUCAUCUUCAAUGUCAUGAACCAACUCCAUAGUGAACUACGGAAGGAAAAUCUGACAGAUGUGUUUUCUAAAGUGGAGAUGCCUAACCAUUAUUGCUUGGCUCUGCUGGAGCUGAAUGGCAUUGGGUUUAGCACAGCAGCAUAUGAAACCCAGAAACAGGUCAUGCAAGCUAAACUAACUGAGAUUGAGACCAAGGCUUAUCAACUGGCAGGCCACAGUUUCUCCUUGACCAGCCCUGAUGACAUUGCAGAGGUUUUGUUCCUAGAGUUGAAGUUGCCACAAAAUGGAGAUGUGAAAGUUCAAGGGAACAAGAAAACUCUGGGUUAUACCAGAAGAACAACUAUUAAAGGAAACCGGGUUAGGUUGAGCAAGCAGUUCAGUACGACCAAGGAUGUUUUGGAGAAAUUAAAGACACUUCACCCAUUGCCAGGGCUCAUACUGGAAUGGAGAAGAAUCAACAAUGCCAUUUCUAAAGUGGUGUUUCCACUACAGAAGGAAAAACGAUUCAGUUCUGCUCUAGGAAUGGAAAGGAUAUAUCCAGUGUCACAGACUCACACAGCUACAGGUCGAGUAAGUUUUGCAGAGCCAAAUAUCCAGAAUGUGCCAAGAGAUUUUGAGAUUGAAAUGCCAAUUGUAGUUGAAGAAAGCCCACCCUUCAGGACCCAUGGAGGUGUUUAUUCUCGUGCUGUUUCCAGGGUCAGAGGUAGAAAGCAUUCCAGUGUUUUGCCUAACAGUGUAAAUACUUGGGCUGAAGACAGAGCUGAAGGAAGAGGAAUCCCAUUUUCUGUUAGCAUGCGGCAUGCCUUUGUUCCCUUCCCAGGUGGUUUUAUCUUGGCUGCUGAUUAUUGUCAGCUUGAAUUGAGGAUCCUUGCACAUUUGUCUCGUGACUGUCGACUUACUGAAGCCUUGAACAGGGGUACCGACGUCUUUAAGAGCAUCGCAGCAGAAUGGAAGAUGAUCGAUUCUGAAGCUGUUGGAGACAGCACCAGGCAACAAGCUAAGCAGAUUUGCUAUGGAAUCAUCUAUGGAAUAGGAGCAAAAUCUUUAGGCGAGCAGAUGGGCAUUGAUGACAAUGAAGCUGCCAAUUACAUCGAAUCCUUCAAAUCAAGAUACACAGGUAUUCAGAAAUUCUUGCAGGAGAUAGUAAGGAACUGCAGAAGAGAUGGGUUUGUGCAGACCAUACUGGGAAGACGGAGAUACCUGCCAGCUAUCAGAGAUUCAAAUCCCUACAGUAAAGCUCAUGCAGAGCGCCAGGCUGUGAACACAGCCGUUCAGGGAUCUGCUGCUGACAUUGUCAAAACAGCCACCGUGAACAUUCAGAGAUGCUUGGAAGCUCUCUUUUCUGUGAGCAAGUCCCAUGGACAUCGGGAGAACUCAUUCCAAAGAGAUAAGACAGGAAGGCUGUCAAGGAAGAGAAACAGAGAGAUGUUGCAUCCCAUCAGUGGAGGUUUCUUUAUCCUUCAGCUCCAUGAUGAGCUCCUCUAUGAAGUUGCAGAAGAUGAUGUGAUCCAGGUAGCUCAGAUUGUCAAGCAUGAGAUGGAAAAUGCUGUCAAACUUUCAGUAAAACUGAAUGUUAAAGUGAAAAUUGGACCUAGCUGGGGAGACCUGCAGGACCUGGAGCUGUAGAUGUGAAACAUGGCUUUCUUGUUUUUGGAAGACACCAUGAGCUGCUCAGGGCAACGUCCAGCACACCAGCAGGCAGCAGCAGGCCUCCUGCUUGUGUUUCUCUGGUCAUCACUGUGAACCAUCUUCUGAACCAAGAUGUGGAAGCUGCUAUGAAUUUAACAUGCUGAGCCUUCCAAAGGUCAGAUGGUGCUGAGACACAUUUAUGGAACUGUGAAGAUUAUUAAUUGCUAAAAGCACAGUAUUUAAGUUAAUUGUUGUUUUAAUUUAAAACAAAGCCUAAUGAAUUUACUACAUAUGAAAUGAACUAGAUUAUUUAAUUAAAACAAAGGUUAUUUGGAAGUUUUUAUCUGUAAUUGUGUACAGGACAAAAAAAUAAAAUAUCACUGUGUUUGUACUUUA